AUGUACCAUCCAGAUUUAUUAGAUGGUAGGCAUGAUACGAAAGUGCGGCCAGGGAUGUUAUGUCUGGGUCCGGCUCGAGAAGAGAAACCGUCUUUUGCAUGUUUAGCUGUUCCCGGGGCCCCACUCGUGGUGAAAGCCAAAUUGGCCGGUAUUUUGUCCUGGGGGUUUGGUUGCGGCUACCUUCACGAUCUUCCACUUGUAUACACAAGUGUUCAAUAUUAUACAAUGUGGAUAGCACAGAAUAUAAUAUCGUUUCGCAAGCUAUCCAUGAAAAACUUUUCUCAACUGUUCCAAGCAACAAAGUCCUGCAUAAUAUUGGAAUGGUUGGUAAAGAAUAGAGUUUCGAAACCGCCUUAUCAUCAACAUGGUGUCAGCUACAGAGAGCUGCAAAUGUUAGAACUGGACCGCGAACUUUCCAAGAUACAAGGUGAUCUGUACGAUAUUAGAGACUUUAUUAAUGAAGAAGAACUGCGUUCAAAGAAACAACUAAUGUAUCGACUAAUAAAGGAGGAACAAAUUAAAAAUAAAACGAAAGAUAUGGAAAAAAUUGUUCUAAAGCAGCAGUUGAAAAUAAAAACGUACCCAUUCAUAAGUAAUAAAUCCUUACUAGAUUUUAAUAUCAAAUAUGACGAUUACAAUAAUUCUGAUGAUGAUUAGAAAUUCGAAAUUUAGACAGUAGUUUAGCUAGAUGAGUAAACCAAUACCCUCACCUAUAACGUGGUUUAAACUUAU
Messenger RNA from Vanessa tameamea, 732 nucleotides. RefSeq lists its product as uncharacterized. The coding region runs from base 1 to 657 and encodes 218 amino acids. The transcript has 3 exons. NCBI's taxonomy places the organism in Eukaryota, Metazoa, Arthropoda, Insecta, Lepidoptera, Nymphalidae. Gene Ontology annotation, biological process: proteolysis. The record is from RefSeq and is a predicted model, not a curated record. Gene Ontology annotation, molecular function: serine-type endopeptidase activity.